Messenger RNA from Manduca sexta (tobacco hornworm), 2419 nucleotides. RefSeq names its product protein MCM10 homolog (gene Mcm10). The transcript has a single exon. Gene Ontology annotation, cellular component: nucleus; replication fork protection complex. Gene Ontology annotation, molecular function: single-stranded DNA binding; DNA replication origin binding. Gene Ontology annotation, biological process: DNA replication initiation; DNA replication. The record is from RefSeq and is a predicted model, not a curated record. NCBI's taxonomy places the organism in Eukaryota, Metazoa, Arthropoda, Insecta, Lepidoptera, Sphingidae. Bases 210 to 2330 code for a protein of 706 amino acids.
UUCUCAUGUUAUUUUACUUCAAAAUUUUACUCUCUUCAAAAGUUGCCGAUUGAUUUUGAACGAAGCUUAUUUGUCAAGUUGUCGUGGUUUUUGGCGCCAAUCUGCAGUUGACGUACCAUGAAAAUUUUUAAUGUUUAUUGUUCUUAUUCCUAUCUUUUUAUUUAAAUAACUGCUAUCUCUGUGAUUUGAUUUUCAAAAAACUAUUUAAAAUGGACGAGAAUGAUGAACUGGCUCAACUUGAAGAAUUAUUAUGUGCAGACUUAGAUGAAAAUGAAGAGAGAGAGGAAAAAAAAACAGCUGUGAGAGAAGUAAACAUAUUUCAAAAUGAGAGUAAUGUACCCCAAAAUGAAAUAAUUUUAGUGAAAAAACCUGACGAGGCCUCUGCAGUGCACAAUGGAGAUACUGACUCGUCCGACGACGAAGAAAAAAGAAAUUACACGGAAAGAAAAUACAAUGAAUACGGUUCAGAAAUAAAGAAACUAUUGGACAACGAAGAACAUGAAAAGAGGGAUAAUAGGCUAGAUUUCGAAACCAGGUUACGACAGACAAAUAUAGAUACUAAAGUUUCUCGUAAAACUUCUUUUAUUAAAAAACCUGACUCAGUACAAAGUAGUAAAAAUACAUUUUGUGCCCCAGAAGUUAAGAACAAGGGUCCUUCAGAUGUCUACACUGAUCCUACAUUUGGUAUAAGAAUAACUAAGCCGUUAAUAUCAAGCGCCGCUCUAUUAGAACGCAUGCAAGGUAGAGAAGCAAUAAGCAUGUUGCGAGUGAAACGCCAUGUUGAAAAUGAAGACUUAUCAAAAGACUGGGUGAUAGCUGGUGUUAUAGUUAGAAAAAGUGCAGUUAAAAAGUCACAAAAAGGAAACCAAUUUGUAAUAUGGACUCUCAGUGAUUUAAGAGAUGAUUUGAAAACUGUAUCAAUAUUUUUGUUCCGUAAAGCUUACAAUGAUCUUUGGAAGACGACAGAAGGAACAGUAGUGGCAGUUCUGAAUCCUAAUGUUUUGGAUAAAUCACAAAAUAGUACAGACCAAGCUUGUCUUAGUGUUGACAACACUGAUAGAGUUAUGAUAUUAGGCCAGUCUAAAGACCUAGGUAUAUGUAAAAGUAAGAAAAAGAAUGGUGAACCUUGUACAGCAUUUGUAAAUUUAAGUCAGUGUGAACAUUGCAUAUACCAUGUUAAACAGGAGUAUCAGAAAUAUUCUCAAAGACAAGAGCUUCAGUCCUCAACCAUGGGCAAGGGUCUUGUGAGCUUACAGAAGAAAGUUUUAGGCAAAAAUACUGUUAUUUAUGGAGGCAAGGCGUAUUCAGCAUUACCUUAUGGGAAUAGUAAGAAAAUUAAGGAUAGGGAUCAAAACAGACUCAUGUCUCUGAGUGAAUACAAUAAAUUAGAAGGGGAUAAAUUAAUGUCCAAUAAAGCACCAUAUGGUGCUGGUCCGUUGAAGAAUAAUACAGCAGCAUUACACAGUCCCACAACACAAAGGACUAGUGAUAAUGAGAGGUUGAGCAAGCUCAACAAUUCUAGCCCUGUUAACAACAAAUCACAGCUAAGUUUAGCUGAGAGAGUUGCAAGUUCUCCAAAAUUAGGAAAAGGAUUUGCUCUAACUGGAAGUGGGACAAUAGACCUUAACAUAUCUUAUGGACAAAGAGCAGCAGACAAAGCUAAAGCAAAUGCUCUAAGAUUGAUCCAAAAAAGUGGAGGCAUAGCUAAAAUAGAUCCUAACAACAUAAAAGGAACUGAAGCAGGAAAGAAACGGGCUUUGGAGAAACUUAACAAGUCUGACGGUAAUGAGAAUGAUGCUAAAAGGUCAAAGCCAAAUGAGGUAGAAAGCAAGAAUGGAAAAAUAUUGUCUGACCGGUUUAAGAAGAUUCUGGAAGCCACUUCAGCACAUCAGAAUUUGAUUCAACAGCAUGAAGAGGAUGAACAGGACAAAUAUUUUAAUAAACUUGAAAAGAAAGAGGCUAUGGAAGAAAAGAUGUUGAACACUUUCAAACUGGCAUGUAAAGCAGUUAGAUGUGCUAAGUGCAAAUACACUGCAUUCUCUGCUUCUCAACUAUGCAAAGAUGAGAGGCAUCCUCUUAAAGUUUUAGACACUUUUAAGAGAUUCUUCAAAUGUUUAGAUUGUAGUAACAGGACUGUUUCUUUAGACAUAUUCCCUACUCAUACAUGCAGUAACUGCCGCGGGUCACGGUGGGAAAAGGCACCCAUGCUUAGAGAAAAGAAGGUGACCUCACUGUCAGAAGGCUUAUCCAUAAGAGGUGAAGAAGAAACAUUUAUUGGUGGUCAAGUGUCUUCAGGAAAAAAUAUUAAUUUAUUGGUGCCCGACAGCUAACCUAUCAUGACUGAUUAGUUAUUUGUAUGUGUUGUGAUUGUAUUUAUUUGUGUAUGUAAAAUAAAAAUCAUUAUAAAAAUAAAGCAUAA